Messenger RNA from Dermatophagoides pteronyssinus (European house dust mite), 1740 nucleotides. RefSeq names its product glutamate--tRNA ligase, cytoplasmic-like. The record is from RefSeq and is a predicted model, not a curated record. NCBI's taxonomy places the organism in Eukaryota, Metazoa, Arthropoda, Arachnida, Sarcoptiformes, Pyroglyphidae.
AUGGACGGAAUAAAUACUAAUUUGAGUCAGUAUGAAAUGCCUAAGGACGUACUGCAUUCCUUUGCAUCUAGAUUACCUAAUCCUUGCCCAGGGAACUUGGUAUUAAGAUUCGCCCCUGAACCAAGUGGGUAUUUACAUUUAGGACACAUCAAAGCGAUAAUGUUAAACGAGUUUUUCAUAAAUUAUUAUGGUGGAAAACUUUUGUUAAGAUUUGACGACACUAACCCAACAUUAGAAUCUCUUGAGUUUCAGUCGACCAUCGAAGAAGACUUAGCGCUUUUGAAAGUAAAUUUUUGCGGUCCAACUUUUAGUUCUGAUUAUCUACCGGAGCUUCAAGUCACUAUAAAGGAGUUAAUUUCAAAAAACUUGGCAUAUGUUGACGACACAGAUGCUGAAACAAUUAAAAAGGAAAGAUUAGCAAAGAUAGAAAGUAAAUGCAGAAACAAUCCAGUGGAGAAGAAUCUAAAACUUCUCGAGGAGAUUUUUCAGGGAACUGAAAUAGGCCAAGCUUGUUGUGUGCGUGGAAAAAUCGAUAUGCAGUCAGCAAAUGGUUGCAUGCGUGACCCAGUGUUUUGGAGAUGCAACCUAUACCCGCAUCACAGACAUGGCACAAAAUACAGAAGCUGGCCAACUUAUGAUUUUUGCUGCCCUUUAAUCGAUUCCUGGAGCGGUAUUACUCACGCGUUGAGAGCAAACGAAUAUGCCGAUCGAAUUCCAAUGUAUCAAUGGGUUCAGGAUGUUCUAAAUGUUCGUAAAGUUGAAAUAUUUGAGUUUAGUCGCUUAAACCUUACUAACACGGUAUUAAGUAAAAGAAAAUUAGCGAAACUAGUCCAGAACAAAUUUGUUUCCGGGUGGGACGAUCCUCGAUUCCCUACUGUGCGUGGUUUAAUUCGAAGAGGAAUUCAUCCAGACUCUUUAAGGAAAUUCAUGAUUGAAAUAGGACCUAGCAAGAACACCAAUUUAAUGGAAUGGGAUAAACUUUUGAGUAUCAACUCUAAAACAAUUGACAACUUAGCUAAGCGGUACAGCAUUGUACAAAGUCCGUACGUAGUCAUGAAUAUUUCCAACAUUCCAGAAGAAAAACGUUCGCUUGUUCGUUCUCUCCAUCCAAAAAAUCCAGACUUUGGCCAGAUUCACUAUACUUUGUCAGAUACUGUAUUAGUUGAUAUGAACGACGCACUAAAUUUCGUCGAAGGUUUAGAAAUAACUUUGCUUAACGCAGGUAACGUGAUUGUUAAAGAAAUUUUCAAGGACGAUAACGGAACCAUUACUUUUGUCAACUCAGAAGCUAAUUUAUACGGAAAUUUCAAAACCACAAAAUUCAAGCUCCAUUGGGUAUCCAAAACAGACAAGUUAAUGAAAGGGGUUUUGCAUGAAUAUGACCGCUUAAUAAACAAAACACAACCAGAGAAAAAUGACGAGAUUGAAGAAAUCAUCAACAAAAACAACCACAUUCAAACUGAUAUUCUGAUCGAAGAAUCAUUUAGCAAUGUUGCUCAGGGAGAUUACAUUCAGUUGCUUCGUGUUGGUUUCGCUAGAAUAGAUAAGAUAGAUGAUUACUAUCAUUUAGUUUUAAUUCCUGGUGGAAAAACUAGUUUGCAAAAUGUCAAAACUAAAAUUGAUAUGAAUGUUUAUACCAAAGGGUCUUCUGCUGACAAAGAUACAACCAAACUUUCUAAAAAAGCUCAAAAACGUGCCGAAUGGAAAGCUAAGAAAGCUUUGGAAAACGGUAUAAAUUGA